This is a messenger RNA of Phaeodactylum tricornutum CCAP 1055/1, 1162 nucleotides long. RefSeq lists its product with no specific name. The record is from RefSeq and is a predicted model, not a curated record. The transcript is spliced from 3 exons. NCBI's taxonomy places the organism in Eukaryota, Bacillariophyta, Bacillariophyceae, Surirellales, Neidiaceae. The coding region runs from base 2 to 1162 and encodes 386 amino acids.
AAUGGAGCUCUUUGGUUAUUCAUUGCAGUCAAUCCGAGUCUUCAUGGCCCUUGCGUGUUUGGUCGACUUGGUGUUCCGAGUAGCCAAUGGACAACAUUCAGCCUUUAUCGGUUCCAAAUCCGACAGUGUCAAAGAUACCUUCCCCGCCGGCGAUGCCCUCGUUGACGCCAUCCUCAAUGCCACUGCUGAUUCCUUCGACACUGCCUUAAUUCUUGCCUUCCCUAGGCCUUCGCUGGAGCCGUCAGCAGCACCAAUACCACUGGGGGUGGAUUGGAUAAACCAGACAAGCGCAGCAGAUCAUCAGUGGAGUGCUGUCACGUAUGGCAACGGAAUGUUUGUAGCAGUGGCAUUUGGAGGCAGCGACAGUAACCUUGUAAUGACCAGCCCUAAUGGCAGGAACUGGACAAGCCAGAGAAGUGCAUCAGAAGCUAGUUGGUCCAGCAUUACAUACGGUAAUGGCAUAUUUGUUGCGGUUGCCAAUGCUGGCAGUGAUCCUAUCCGUGUCAUGACCAGUCCAAAUGGCAUCAAUUGGACAAUGCAGGAAAGUCCUCCUGAACAAGACAACUGGAGAAGUGUAACGUACGGCAUGGAUAUGUUUGUUGCACUUGGUGCAGAAGAAAAUGGAGAUGUCAGCAAGAAGCUUGCCAUGACUAGCCCAAAUGGUAUGAAUUGGACACUCCAGACAACAGAUCCUUUGGGGUUUUGGAACAGUGUUAUAUACGGCGAUGGAACCUUUGUUGCGGUUGAGUUUUCUGGUGGGGUUGACAACCAGGUCAUGACCAGCCCCAAUGGAAUGAAUUGGACAACUCAUCCUGCCCCAGCAGCUCAAUGGAUUAGUCUGACGUAUGCCAUGGAUAUAUUUCUGGCAGUGGCUAUAUUCAGCUCUGACACUGAGCAGGUCAUGACCAGCCCCAACGGGAUAAACUGGACCAUCCAUCAAAGCGCUAAAGAUGCUUGGUGGAGUAGCAUUACCUAUGCAGAGGCUGAAAAUGUCUUUGCUGCAGUGGCCCGAUCUGGUGAGGUCAUGACCAGUCCCAAUGGUAGGAAUUGGACUAUCCAAGAAAGUGGAGCAGCUGCACCAUGGAGCAGUGUCACCUAUGGCAAUGGAACAUUUGUGGCAGUCUCUUACAAUGGUGAAGUCAUGACAAGUCAGACUGGCUAG